GGAAAGGAGCACGGGCGUUUUGGGAGAAACCGUCGACAAGAUCCAUUCUGCAUCUUUACCUGCAAGCUCAACUCGACUCGGCUCGCUGACAAACAACUUCAGUGACCGUUUUUACUUUUUAUUUUUUUGGUGAGGCGGGCAGCUCCCAUUUCUUUCUCCCCUCUUCGCAAGUGAACUUUAUAGGGAUGUUAUAUCAGAGCAUCACCGUGCUGAAUGCCCAGAUAGUGCUGAAGUAAGUGUAGUACGGAUGUGAAGAGUGCAGAGACUCGUUCUUCUUCUUCUUCUACUACUUUUUGUUCGGUUUAAUACACAAGAGAAAGAGAGAGAGAGAGAGUGUGUGUGAGUGAGAGCAGAAGAGAGAGAGAAAGAGAGAGAGAGAGAAGUCGCACAGGUUUUUGGAGCUACGCUUUCAUGCCGUCAGUCUUGCGGACUCUGAGAUGGACGUCAGAUUUUAUCCAGCUCCCCCUUCAAGCGUGGGUUCAUGUACGUUACCUACUGACUCCGGUUUGGACUAUUACCACGCCAACAAGAGCAGAUACGGUGCUGCAGAUCGAGGUGUGAGGCUCUACAGUUCCCUGCCCAUGCGCCCAAACCCUGACGGCAAGAGACUGCCCUCUACUGGGUUUGAUGGUGACAACAUGUACAUGAAUGAAAACAACCACGAGUUCCUCCCGCCAAACCAGAGCUACACAGGUCAGAGUGGCGGCGGCGGGGGAGGAGGUGGAGGCGGCGGCUCGGGCAGUGGAAAUGGAGCCGGGGACGAAGACUACGAGAUCCCCCCCAUCACUCCACCCAACCACCCCGAGCCUCCUCUUCUUCACCUGAUGGAGCACGACUCUACAGGCUACCUCUGCCACUCGCUGCAACACAAUGGGCUCAUCAACCCGUAUUCCUACCCAGAGCUGCCCACACUCAUGAUGUCUAACAUGCUGGCGCAGGACAGCCACCUCGUCUCCAGCCAAAUGCCCUCGAUGCAGGAGAUGGCUUUGCACCACCACCAACAGCAACACCAUCACCAGCACCAAGAUGGCGCUCAUUAUGACCCCGCCCGUAACCACCCCCUGAUAAACAGCUCACCUCCGAUUCUGCCCAACCCCAUGAGCGCACUGACCCAGCUAAACCCUCAUGUCAGCAGGAGUGCACUGCCUCAUGGUUCCCCCUCACCUCCUGGAAGUAAAUCGGCCACACCCUCCCCCUCCAGCUCCAAUCAGGAAGAGGAGACUGAUCCUCAUUCAAAGAUCACGGGCGAGAAACGGCCGUCUUCAGAGAUGAUGAAGCCCAAGCCCAAACCCCAAAAAAAGAAGAAGAAGAAGGAUCCCAAUGAGCCUACAAAGCCUGUGUCAGCCUACGCCUUGUUCUUCAGAGACACCCAGGCAGCCAUUAAAGGACAGAACCCAAACGCCACCUUUGGAGACGUAUCCAAGAUAGUGGCCUCCAUGUGGGACGGACUGGGAGAGGAGCAGAAACAGAGCUACAAGAGGAAAACAGAGGCUGCUAAGAAGGAGUACCUGAAAGCCCUGGCCGCCUACAGAGCCAGUCUGGUUUCCAAGACAUAUAAUGAUCCAGUGGAGACAAAAAGUGCCCAAACAAGCCAGGCUUCUCCACAUAUGAUGCCAGCCAACCCGCCCCUGUACAGUGUGCCACCUCCCCCACAGCCAUCGUCGCCCUACCUGGGGCCCGGGGCCUUCCCUCUCGCCGACCUGCAGAGCUACGCAGGACACGCCCCUCGCCACGCCCUGUCGCAGACACUCAGCCAAUCGCAGAUGCUGCCCAGCAUUAGUGCCUCUCCCCCCUCCUCCUUCCAGAUCAGCCCACCCCUUCACCCCCACCAGCAGCUCUCCCUGCACCAGAGCUCGCUCCUCAACCAGCCUAUCCGCAUGCAGCAGGUCCAAUCCCAUCACCAGAUGGGCCUGCAGGCCUCUCUUCACUCCCCUCCUCCUGGACAGCAGGGUUUUUCCCACCUCCAGUCAGAGUAUCAGAAAAGCAUUGGGGGUUCCCAGUCUCCAGGAGCCCCUGGCCCUGGUCCAGGCCCUGGAGUGGCUCAGAGCCAUGACUGGGACAGUGAAUACUGCAAUCGGGAGUGUGGCAACCACUGCAGUGGCAGCAUGAUUGGCAGGGACAAGCCACUCUACCUCACCUGAAACUGAAGAUCAUGCUCUGUCGACAAAUACGACACCGAGGAGUCUACUCUUACCCCCCACAUCCCCCUCACCCCUUUCCCCUCAACCCUCUUCUGAUGCACACA
This is a messenger RNA of Centropristis striata (black sea bass), 2245 nucleotides long. It is a transcript of the gene tox2, whose product is annotated as TOX high mobility group box family member 2. NCBI's taxonomy places the organism in Eukaryota, Metazoa, Chordata, Actinopteri, Perciformes, Serranidae. The record is from RefSeq and is a predicted model, not a curated record. Gene Ontology annotation, biological process: regulation of transcription by RNA polymerase II. Gene Ontology annotation, molecular function: chromatin DNA binding. Gene Ontology annotation, cellular component: nucleus. The transcript has 10 exons. The coding region runs from base 438 to 2141 and encodes 567 amino acids.